Molecule: messenger RNA, 552 nt
Organism: Effrenium voratum
Lineage: Eukaryota; Dinophyceae; Suessiales; Symbiodiniaceae
Source: the annotation of a GenBank genome assembly
AUGAGUGCAGUCCCACGCUUUGAAGCGCCGCAGUGCAUUGCCUUGGAAGCCGUAAACCGGCUUUGGCGGCUUUCAGAAUCAGAGCACGCAGUGGAGCUUAUAGAGGCAGCAUGCAUGGAGCUGUGGAGCUCUUCGGCUGGCUACAGCAAGGCGGAACGCAAUCGUUUGCACCUGAAGUUUCAUUUUGAGCUGGCCGAGGACCUGAACGCGACCGCGUGGGGUGUCUGCAGUCCUGCAACAAGCAUGAAACUGCUGGCACCAAAGUUUUGUGCAUAUGUUGGCUUCAACGAUGACACAUUGCACCGCUUUAUGGAGGUCCUUAUCGAACAGAACCACGACAAGCUGCAUGCGCUGCCCUGGUACAACAUUGUAAUCAACUGCAACCACGCUAUUGCCUCGCUUAUACACUCUGGAGACUUUGUGGCAUUGCCCGCGCAAGAUAGAUGCAUCCAGGGCUGGGAUGACAUUUGGAGACUCCGGGCAAUCUUUGUGCAGAAGUUUCGUGAGCGUCGCGAUGCAGCAUGGCGCCUCUAUGAGGAUGAGCGAUACUGA